Molecule: messenger RNA, 2257 nt
Organism: Lolium rigidum
Lineage: Eukaryota; Viridiplantae; Streptophyta; Magnoliopsida; Poales; Poaceae
Product: subtilisin-like protease 1
Exons: 2
Coding region: 2-2245 (747 amino acids)
Biological process (GO): proteolysis
Molecular function (GO): serine-type endopeptidase activity
Source: RefSeq, a predicted model, not a curated record
AAUGGCGUCGUUGAUCACUCUCUCACUGCUACCAAUUCUCUUGUUCACCAUCCUCUCUCCUACACCUACACUCUGCUACGUCAAUUCAGACGUUGCAGGGGUACAACAAGUUACCACGGGCAGCUCUACUUACUCCACUUACAUCAUACUUGUUGAGCCACCGCCGACGACCGCCGACGAAGGCGAGCACCGUCGGUGGCAUGAGUCUUUCCUGCCGAGUUUGCGCACCGACGCCGGUGAUCCACGUCUACUCCACUCCUACACCGAGGUGUUCAGCGGCUUCACCGCGAGGCUCACUGCCACAGAGCUUGAAGUGGUGGCCAGGAAACCUGGGUUCGUGCGCGCCUUCCCAGACCGGAGACUGCGUUUCACGACCACGCACACGCCGGAGUUUCUCGGCCUAAGGAACGGAACCGGGCUCUGGAGUGACGCUGGCUACGGGAAAGGGGUCAUCAUCGGGUUCCUCGACAGCGGCAUCGACGCAGCGCACCCUUCGUUCGACGACCGUGGUGUCUCGCCGCCCCCGGCGAGGUGGAAAGGCUCGUGCACGGCGGCCCGCUGCAACAACAAACUCAUCGGUGCCAAGUCGCUCGUUGGUGGUGACUGCAGUGAUGAUUUCGGCCAUGGGACGCAUACCUCAUCUACGGCCGCCGGGAACUUCGUUGCCGGAGCAUCGGCGUACGGUGUGCACUCGGGCACUGCGGCCGGAAUCGCUCCCCAUGCCCACAUCUCCAUGUACAAGGUAGGCGAUGCUAGUGGUUCUGAUGAAUCCGUCGUGCUAGCUGGCCUAGACGCGGCCAUCAAGGACGGCGUGGACGUGGUCUCGCUCUCCAUGGAAGGAGAUCAGAGCCACUUCGAUCAGGACCCCAUCGCAAUCGGUGCAUUCAGCGCCAUAUCCAAGGGUAUCAUCGUGGUAUGCUCGGCUGGAAACAGCGGCUCCAAGAUGGGCACGGUUGCCAACGACGCGCCGUGGUUGCUCACGGUGGCCGCCGGCUCCGUGGACAGGAGCUUCGGCGCGAGCAUGCAUCUCGGCAACGGCAAGCGCAUCGACGGAGAAGCGCUCAACCAGGUGGUGAAAUCUGACGACGUAAAGUUCUAUCCUCUGCUCUACUCUGACAAAGAGCGCUACUGCAAGUACGAGGAUGACCAUGCCGUCACUGGAAAAAUCGUGGUUUGCGAAGUAUCAAAGCAUUAUAUUGCUCAGCAAGCCAACAUCCAACGCGUCAUGAGAGCCGGGGCAGCCGGCGUUGUGCUAAUGAACGACGAGACCAGCGGCUACACCAUUUUCCUCGGAGUGUACAACUCCAGCGUGGUGCAGGUGAGCGCCGCCGACGGCGACGCUCUCAGAGCUUACUCGGAGUCCGCGAGGAGCGCCAUGGCCAGUCUCACCUACAACAACAUGUUGCUCGGUGUCCGACCAGCCCCGGUCGUCGCGUGGUUCUCUUCCCGGGGUCCAAGCUCCACCUCCCCGGGUGUGCUCAAGCCGGACAUUCUCGCGCCGGGGCUAAACAUCCUCGCCGCAUGGCCGCGAAAUGUGAAACAUGGGCCGGGGGCUUUUAACAUCCAGUCUGGCACAUCCAUGGCCUCGCCACACGUCAGCGGUGUCGCGGCCCUUAUCAAGAGCUCACACCCUGACUGGUCGCCUGCCGCCAUCAAGUCGGCUAUCAUGACAACGUCGGACGCCCUCGACAACACUGGUGGCCCGAUCUUGGAUGAGCGGCACCGGAGAGCUGGCGCUUAUGCCACUGGUGCAGGCCAUGUGAACCCGACGCGAGCCAACGACCCUGGUCUGGUAUUCGACCUCGGCGCCGCUGAUUACGCCGGCUACAUCUGCGCCCUCCUCGGCGACCAUGCAUUGUCGGUCAUCAUGCGAAACUCUACCAUGACUUGCAAGAAUCUGCCGAAGGUCUCCGAGGCGCAGCUGAACUACCCGACCAUAACGGUGCCGAUGAAACCUACACCGUUCACCCUGUCACGAACGGUAACAAAUGUUGGGCCGGCAGAGUCUACGUACACGGUAGAGGUGGAAGCGCCGAGGUCGUUGAUUGUGCGUGUCUCCCCCGAGAUGCUUGCCUUUUCCAAGAUCGGAGAGAAGAAGACGUUCGAUGUAUCGGUGAGUAGUAGUCGCAAUAUGGAAGAAGGUGAACUCUUGGUGGAGGCAAGCUUGUGCUGGGUGUCGGAGAAGCACAUCGUGCGAAGCCCAAUCGUAGUUGUUGCUAACCUCGGCAGGCCUCCACCAUCAUAAUUGUUCACCGGU